Messenger RNA from Budorcas taxicolor (takin), 3428 nucleotides. RefSeq names its product synuclein alpha interacting protein (gene SNCAIP). Gene Ontology annotation, molecular function: ubiquitin protein ligase binding. Bases 152 to 3049 code for a protein of 965 amino acids. The record is from RefSeq and is a predicted model, not a curated record. Lineage: Eukaryota; Metazoa; Chordata; Mammalia; Artiodactyla; Bovidae. The transcript is spliced from 12 exons.
CCUCCGCCGCCCGCCGGCUCCCGCGGUUCCUGCUCCCGCCGCCGCCGUCCAUCUGUCCGUCCGUCCGUCCGCAUUUUUGAGCAGCCGCAGCGCCGGGCGCCCGGGGACUUUAUAAGUAGCUGAUGUUACUCAAAAUGUGCAAAGAAGAAUAAUGGAAGCCCCUGAAUACCUUGAUUUGGAUGAAAUUGACUUCAGUGAUGACAUCUCUUAUUCAGUCACAUCACUCAAGACCAUCCCGGAACUGUGCCGAAGAUGUGAUUCGCAAAACGAAGACAGAUCAGUGUCUAGCUCUGGCUGGAAUUGUGGUGUCUCAACUCUUAUUACAAACACGCAGAAGCCCACAGGAAUCGCCGAUGUGUAUAGUAAGUUCCGCCCAGUGAAAAGAGUGUCCCCAUUGAAACACCAGCCAGAGACUCUGGAGAACAAUGAAAGUGAUGACCAAAAGACAGAGUACCAGAAAGGGGGCGAUCCUGACCCAGGCCCCCAGCCCGAGGAGCUCGGCCCCAGAGCUGUCGAGGGCAGCCCCCAGAGGAAGAGCGCCGAACCCAGCGCCCUGCUGGGGGAGCUGGAACAUUAUGACCUCGACAUGGAUGAGAUUCUCGACGUGCCUUACAUCAAAUCCAGUCAGCAGCUGGCCUCUUUCACCAAGGCGACUUCGGAAAAAAGAAUUUUGGGUUUAUGCACAAGCAUUAAUGGCCUUUCCGGCAAAGCUUGCCCUACCGGAAGUGCCGAGAGCUCCCCGUCUAACAUGACACCAUUUUGUGUUCUUUCUCCUGUGAAAAGCCCUCACUUGAGAAAAGCGUCCUCUGUCCAGGACCAACAGAAGCUCUCCCCUGAAGAAUCAGAGAGUUCUCCUCCUCCCGUUAAAUGUGGCUCUGCUUAUGAGCCUGAAAACCAGGGUAAGGACGUCCUACACAAGACCUUCAGUGAUCCUCACAGUCGGAAAGUUGACAAGGCAAUGGCACCAGACUGCCAGCUCAGGGCCUUCCAUCUGCAGUCCUCGGCAACAGACCCCAAACUUGAGGAGCAGAUUGGUGGCAUGAACUGGACCAGCUCCCAGGGGCCCGAAGAAAGGAAUGAGUACCUGAAAAAAGUAAAAAGCAUCUUGAACAUUGUUAAAGAAGGGCAGAUAGCUCUCCUGCCACACCUAGCUGCCGACAAUCUAGACAAAAUUCACGACGAAAGUGGAAACAAUCUCUUACACGUUGCCGCAUCGCAGGGACACGCAGAGUGCCUGCAGCACCUCACUUCUUUGAUGGGAGAAGACUGCCUCAACGAGCGAAAUGUGGAGAAGUUGACUCCAGCAGGCCUGGCCAUCAAGAAUGGUCAGUUGGAGUGUGUACGCUGGAUGGUGAGUGAAACAGAAGCCAUUGCUGAAUUGAGUUGUUCUAAGGAUUUUCCAAGCCUUAUUCAUUACGCAGGUUGUUUUGGUCAGGAGAAGAUUCUGCUGUGGCUUCUUCAGUUCAUGCAAGAGCAGGGCAUCUCGCUGGAUGAAGUGGACCAAGAUGGCAACAGUGCUGUUCAUGUGGCCUCCCAGCAUGGCUACCUCGGGUGCAUACAGACCCUGGUUGAGUACGGAGCAAAUGUCACUAUGCAGAACCACGCAGGGGAGAAGCCUUCCCAGAGCGCUGAGCGCCACGGACACAGCCUAUGCUCCCGGUACCUGGUGGUGGUGGAGACCUGCAUGUCGCUAGCCUCCCAGGUGGUGAAGCUCACCAAGCAGCUGAAGGAACAGACAAUGCAACGUGUCACACUACAGAACCAGCUCCAACAACUUCUUGAAGCCCAGAAAUCAGAGGGCAAGUCACUUCUUUCUUCACCCAGUUUACCAUCCUCCCCAGCUUGCAGAAAGUCCCAGUGGAAGUCCCCAGACGCAGAGGAUGAGUCUGUAGCCAAAAGCAAACCAGGAGUCCAGGAGGGGAUUCAGGUUCUUGGAAGCCUGUCAGCAUCCAGCCGGGCUAGGGCCAAAGUGAAAGACGAAGAUUCUGAUAAAAUCCUACGUCAGUUAUUAGGAAAAGAUAUUUCAGAGAAUGUCUGCACCCAGGAAAAGCUGUCGUUGGAAUUCCAGGAUGCUCAGACUUCCUCGAGACAUUCCAAAAAGAUCCCCCUGGAGAAGAGGGAACUGAAGUUGGCGCGGCUGAAGCAGCUGAUGCAGCGGCCACUGAGCGAGGCUGACACGGACUCCAACAACUCUGAGGACCCCAAGGGCACCCCUGUGAGGAAGGUUGACAGGCCCAGACCGCAGCCCAUCGUGGAGAGUGUGGAGGGCGUGGACAGUGCAGAGAGCCUCCACUUGAUGAUCAAGAAACAUACCUUGGCAUCAGGACGCAGGUUUCCUUUCAGUAUCAAGGCCUCCAAAUCCCUGGAAGGCCACAGCCCAUCCCCCACCUCAGAGAGCAGCGAGCCGGACUUGGAAUCCCAGUGUCUGGGCUCGGGAAACACCCCCUCAAGCCAACCCUCUGGAGAAGCCCCUCAGCCCAGCCCUGACAGCGCAGCUGCCCAGAAAGUGGCCACGAGUCCCAAGAGUGCCCUCAAGUCCCCGUCGUCCAAGCGCCGGACAUCUCAGAACUCAAAACUCAGGGUGACCUUUGAGGAGCCGGUGGUGCAGAUGGAGCAAACUAGCCUUGAACUAAACGGAGAAAAGGAACGAGAGAAGGGCAGGACCCUCCAGCGGACGUCUGCUGGUAGCGAAUCAGGGGAUCAGCUCAAAAGGCCUUUUGGAACCUUCCGAUCCAUUAUGGAAACACUCAGUGGCAACCAGAACAAUAAUAAUAACUAUCAGGCAUCCAGCCAGCUGAAGACCUCCACCCUCCCCUUAACCUCCCUUGGGAGGAAGGUGACAGAUGGUAAGGGAAACACCGGGAGCUCUGCUAGCAAAGGAAAAAAUAAGGCGGAGAUGUACGGCAGCUGCAUCAAUCUUUCCUCUAACACGCUGAUUGAAGAGCAUCUGCGUAACUAUGCACGGCAUGAUGACAUCAGUAGAAAAAUGAAGAAAUCCUACAGUAUAAAGCAUGUUGCUGAGCCAGAAUCAAAAGAACUCUUCUUAUAAAUCAUUUUUUUAUUAUCUCUCAUUGCUGCCCUUUGGACACCAUUGGAAAUUUCUGGACUGUCCUCUGUGGAAACAGAAUCAUGAGAACAAUGCCUCACCAGCAGAAGACCAGACGAUUAGGAUGCCUUAAAUUUAUAGCACUAGCGUAUAUGACACAUUUUGGGGUGAUAUUUGUAUAUAUAACUUGUUUUUAAAGAGAUGCAGUUUGAAAGCAUGAUUGGGCAAAUGUAUGUUUUUUAAGAUUGAUUCAACCUCCCCACAGGACAUCCACCAGCCACUGACACCAUUUUGCCUCAUCAGUUGCAUGGGUGUUUGCUGAUGCUGGUUGAACCUCCCUUUCCCCAUAAUAUGGGCAAUUUGGGCUCAGCUUCUCCGGGAG